AUGCAUCGAUCCAGCAGUGCAGAAAUCUACGAAAUAGCGCCAAUACACCAUGACCAACCCACCAAUCCAUUGGCAGAGCCAGACGGAGAUAUGCAAACGGAGGGCAGAGUCAGCUGGGCCUAUCCAGAAGGAGGCUGGGAGGCCUGGACUUGUCUCCUGGGCUCAUCUUUGAUAAUGUUCCCGUCGUUUGGUUUUCAGACUGCAGUCGGAUCGGUACAAGACUACAUCAGCACCAACCAGCUGGCAGAGUACACCGUCCGUGAUGUGGGCUGGAUUACUGCUAUUCUUGCCUUCCUGACUCUAUUCCUUGGAGUCCAGGUCGGGCCUCUGUUUGAUCGAUACGGGCCGCGGGUUCUGUUGGUCGGUGGAUCCCUCGCGAACAUUGCCUCCUAUCUUCUUCUGGCGCAAUGCAGAGCAUACUGGCACUUUGUUCUCUGUCUCAGCGUACUAGGAGGCAUCUCAUCUGCGGUCAUUACAACCGUCUCCAUCGCCGUGCUGAGCCACUGGUUUAACCGUCGCCGGGCGCUCGCCUCGGGAAUCUGCAUGGGCGGUUCCUCCGCCGGAGGGGCCAUCAUCCCUCUCCUGCUGCGCAAACUCUUCCCCAACUGGGAUGGACAUGGGCUAUCCGGACGAUCGCAUUCAUGGCGCCGCGCAACCGCUGAUUUUGGGGCUUUCAGGUCUCCCCGACUCUGCUUCCUCGCUGUGGCGGUCUUUUCGUUUGAGUUCGUCAUCUUUGGCUGCGCAGCGCUGCUACCCACUUACGUCCGUUAUGCUGGUUUCCCGCUCGACGUGCAAUUCUACUCCCUCACUCUACUCAACAGCAUGAGCUUUUUGGGACGCGUGCUUCCCGGUCUAGCAGCCGAUCAACUCGGCCGGUUCAACAUUCUUCUGGCGCUGGUCGUCAUGACGCUUUUGGUGAUGAGUACCGUGUGGCUCCCGUUUGGCUCUCGCGGUCAAGCUACAUUGUAUGCCGUCGUCGCCAUUUUUGGCUUUGGGUCUGGGGGAUGGCUGUCCUUGGCGCCUGUAUGUGCGGGUCAGCUGUGUCGGACAGAGGAAUAUGGGCGAUUCUACGGGACCAUCUACAGCGUCGCUGCGUUUGGAGUGUUGUUGACUGUUCCUAUUGGUGGAGAGCUGCUGCAGUCGACUACGCCGCAGGUGCUGAUCGGUUUCUACUCGGCUGUUCUCAUGGUGGGACUGAUGAGUGUAGUCAUGGCUCGAUGGGCCUUGUUGGAUUGGAGGUGGAAGUGGAGGGUCAAGCUGUAG
This is a messenger RNA of Aspergillus novofumigatus IBT 16806, 1263 nucleotides long. RefSeq names its product putative MFS monocarboxylate transporter. Lineage: Eukaryota; Fungi; Ascomycota; Eurotiomycetes; Eurotiales; Aspergillaceae. The record is from RefSeq and is a predicted model, not a curated record. Gene Ontology annotation, molecular function: transmembrane transporter activity. Gene Ontology annotation, biological process: transmembrane transport. Gene Ontology annotation, cellular component: fungal-type vacuole membrane. The transcript is spliced from 3 exons. Bases 1 to 1263 code for a protein of 420 amino acids.